CAAGGGGAGUGGACUUUUCCCAGAAACAAAAAAUCGACUCCAACCUCCAAGGAAAGUCUGAACUCUCGGCCUGCUAUUUAAAGCAACAAAUACCAACUGGACUGGAGCUGGGGUGAGCUGCGUCAAUAGGCUGAGCCCAAUCGGAUUCUGCCUGUCAAUUUUUUUCUCGCUCUAUAUAUAUAUAUAUAUAUGAAUAGAAUAAAAGAUUAAUGAAUGAAGAGUGUAUACGUAAAAAAGGGAAUAAAAUACAACUUUUAGGUGGGUUGUUCAUGUGAGAUUAUUAUGCCAUAAAUAAUGUUAAUUGUAUCUCAUUUUUCUUUUUUGAAAGAUCUCCUAUAUUAAAUAAGUGAAUUAAUGUAUCUCAUUGAUUUAACGAUUGAAAUUCUUCGAGAAUUGAUUUCAUGAAGAAUUUCGGGAUAAAAAGCUAAGGAAUGCCAUGGCGAUUGCUUUGAUCCAACAAUUUUUUAUUUGAAAUAAUUUUUAACAACGCCAUGGCGAAUGCUUUGUCUUCUGAAAAUAUUUUUCAUCCUAUUUAAAGGGAUACAAGUGUCCAGUCGAGUCUUUGUUCCAAUUGUUGAAACCAGCAAUCUUGGUUUUGCUGGAGAAGAUGGGAGUUUUCUUAAGCUCCAGAGGACCAAACUUGUUGAGAUUUAAUUUGGGUAGAACCAAGAAAUAAGGAUUCAGUGGACAAUUAUAUGAUAAUGUGACAUAUGGCUGUCCUUCAAGUAGAUUUUCUGGUGCUAUGCAGAUCAAGAGAAGCUCUCAUCUUUUUGCUGUACAUUUUCCUGCAUCAGUUGUGAGCCUUACAGGGGCUGGUGACUGCCUGGUUGGUGGGACACUUGCUUCUAUCUGUUCAGACGAUGCAAGGUCCAUAUAUUCGGCUGCCAAAGUUUUGUUUCAUGAAUCAAUGCUUCAGCCCAUGAGUAUUGUUGUAUGUUGAAAAAUACGAAAAUACAAAGUUGAAGUGGCGAACCACUCGCAUAGUUGUGGAUCAAACUGGGACUGAAGUUCCAGCGUGCCCAACUAAGUGCAAGGCAUCUUUUUCUGAGAAGCAUGUCGAUCUCUCUUCUGCCAAUGGUAUCCAUGUUUUAAGUUGUUCAUCUGGUAGUAACAGCUAAUUAACUAAAUGGCUCGAGUGUGUGUUCUUGUUUGAUUUGUAUGAAGGAACCGUGUUUGAUUUCUAUAAAUUUAAUUAAUAUAUUAAAAUAAUAUUUUUUUUAUUUUUUAGAACUUUUUUUAAUAUAAUACAAUAUAUAUAUAUAUAUAUAUAAAAACACGACAAUGUUUCCAAACGCUUCCUGAAUGUUUCUCAAACCAUCACGUAAACCAUGCAGCGCACCCUGCCCAAACCCAAUGAAUCAAGUAUAAAAUAAAUAACACGUAGGUAUUUGAUUCAUUCAUCGUUUUGUUCUUCACUUGGAGCAAAUCUUAAACCUCACUGUUCAACAUCCCUCCUGCAAUUCAAUUCAUUCAUCGUUUUGUUCCAUGUAAUCAUGGUAAAUGAGGUCCUUAAGAGUUGGACUAAUACACCAUGUCCGAUCCAUAAAGUCCGGUUUUACAUUACCAAUAUUAACCUCUAAUCAACUCAUUCACUUAUACUCCAAACACUGCCUGAUAAAUGAAGCCCAGAAACUGUUCGAUGAAAUGCCUCGUAGAAAUAUUUACUCUUGGAACACAAUAAUAUCUGCCCACGUAAAAUCCCAAAACUUAGCACAAGCAAAAUCCAUUUUUGAUUCCGCUUCUGUUAGGGAUUUGGUCACUUAUAAUUCUAUGUUAUCUGGUUAUGCUGACGUGGAUGGAUAUGAAAGAAAUGCCCUUGAAUUGUUUGUUGAAAUGCACAGCAAGAGUAAUGAUAUUGGUGUUGAUGAUUUUACUGUUACGAGUAUGGUCAAACUGUUUGCUAAGUUAUCUAAUUUGUGUUAUGGGAGGCAAUUGCAUUCAUAUAUGGUGAAAACUGGUAACGAUAGAAGCGGGUUUGUUGUGAGUUCUUUGAUUGACAUGUAUUCGAAAUGUGGGUGUUAUAAAGAGGCCUGCGGUAUCUUUAGAGGGAGUGAAAAAGAAGGGGGUAUUGAUUUGGUUUCAAAGAAUGCGAUGGUGGCAGCAUGUUGUAGAGAAGGGGAAAUGGAGAUGGCUUUGGGGUUGUUUUGGAGGGAAAAUGAGUUGAACGAUUCGGUUUCGUGGAAUACAUUGAUUUCUGGUUAUGUUCAAAAUGGUUAUCCACUGGAGGCAUUGAAGUUGUUUGUUUGUAUGGGGGAGAAUGGUGUUAAAUGGAAUGAGCAUACUUUUGGUAGUGUUUUGAGUGCUUGUGCUGAUUUAAGGAACUUGAAGAUUGGUAAGGAAAUGCAUGCUUGGAUUUUGAAGAAUGGAUUGAGUUCGAGUGCUUUUGUAGAAAGUGGCAUUGUUGAUGUUUAUUGCAAGGGUGGGAAUAUGAAGUAUGCAGAGUCAUUCCAUUUGACAAGCGGGACUGGAAGUUCCUUCUCCAUCACUUCAAUGAUUGUGGGGUAUUCUUCACAAGGAAACAUGGUGGAAGCUUGUAGGCUUUUUGAUUCGUUGGAAGAGAAGAAUUCUAUCGUUUGGGCUGCAUUAUUUGGUGGUUAUGUCAAAUUGAAUCAAUGUGAAGCUAUUUUUGAACUUCUAUGCUUGUAUAUAGCCAAGGAAGCUGCAAUUCCUGAUGCUUUGAUCCUUGUCAGUGCACUUAGUGUGUGUGCAUUCCAAGCUGCGCUUGGUCCUGGGAAGCAAAUUCAUGGUUAUGUAUACAGAAUGGGGAUUGAAAUGGACAUCAAGAUGACUACUGCUAUGAUUGAUAUGUACUCAAAAUGUGGAAGUAUACCAUAUGCAGAAAAAAUGUUCCUGAAAGUUAUUGAAAGAGAUUUAGUCCUUUACAAUGUAAUGGUAGCCGGUUAUGCUCAUCAUGGGUAUGAGAUUAAAGCUAUAAAUCUGUUUCAGGAAAUGUUGGAGAGAGGAGUUGGACCAGAUGCUAUUACCUUUGUUGCCCUCCUGUCAGCUUGCCGUCACCGUGGGUUGGUAGAUUUGGGUGAAAGAACUUUUUAUUCCAUGACAGAAGAUUAUCUCAUACUGCCUGAAACUGAUCACUAUGCAUGCAUGAUUGAUCUUUAUGGAAGGGCUAGCCAGCUAGAAAAGAUGGUCCUAUUCAUGCAAAGAAUCCCUAUAGAAUAUCAAGAUGCUGCUGUCGCUGGGGCAUUUUUUAAUGCAUGUAGGCUAAAUAAGAACACAGAAUUAGCAAGAGAGGCAGAGGAGAAACUGUUAAAGAUUGAAGGUGAUAGUGGAGCUCGCUAUGUGCAGUUGGCUAAUGCUUAUGCAGCGGAAGGGAACUGGGCUGAGAUGGGUAGGAUUAGGAAGGAGAUGAGAGGAAAGGAGGCCAAGAAGUUUGCUGGUUGUAGUUGGGUAUACUUGGAUAAUGGAGUCCAUACAUUUAUAUCCGGUGACAGAACUCAUUCAAAAGCAGUGUGUAUCUAUUCAAUGUUGGACUUCUUGACAUCAGAACUUUAUGAAAUCGCUGGAGUAUUCUGUUAGAUAAUGUUUGAGUGUUGGCAUGACAACAUGGUUGAAAAGCCUGCAUUUAGGAUGGAGAGUUGGAAACUUGGAGUGGUCGCUGAUGUUUAGCGGUUACAUUGAAAUAUUCAAAAGCUAGUCUAUCGUGAGAGAACUUAAUGUCCACUACCAUGAGUUCUCACCUUUUCUCAUGGUUAUUAUUCUUGUUUCUACAAAAAUCUGUUUUCUGUGCAUUUAUUUGUUCUCUUCUUCAUCUAUCAGAAAGUUUGCAAGUUAACGAGAGGAUCUUUGUAGAGAAGGAGCUCGAUGAUGCAAGGAACUUCUACAGCACUAUAGCAUUAAAAAAAAUUGACUCUCUAUUGGGAAAGAUGAGAAGAUCAUGUUCUGAAUUCCAAUGUCCCUUUCUGGUAUGUGCAUAGAGUCAGAUUUCUUAUGUGAUGCUUUGUCCCUGCAUGCUGGGAAAGGAACUCCAUAUUGUAUUGGUCAAUGAAGUCUUACCAUCGGGUUCAUAUCAAUUUUUAUAGUCAUGUAUGGUUAUUUUGUACUUCAAAUGACCUUUUUUCCAGAUACGAUAACAUGUAGGAGUUUUUUUGGUCAUUCUGAAACAGGAUAAUAGAGUAGAGCUAUGAGGAGAACUAUUACUGAAGCCAAAGUGAACAUCCAGAUGGAGAAGCUACAAAGCAAGUCGUUCGGUGUGGUAGCAACCAUCACAACUGUUUUGUUACUAGGACUGGAAGUUCUUCCAAGCCAAGGGUCAAGUCUCCUAAGGUUUUGAACAGUACAUUUGGCUAUCCUUGUGUGCAUUUUGUAAACUGAAAAUGUGGUCACAUGCAUCUUCAAGGAGCCAUGCUGCAGUUCUACCAUGAUUUCCUAAUGCUCCAGCAACACAACCUUGUUUUAUGAGAUUUUUUUAGAUAAAUCCUUUGAUUGGCCCCAAAAUUCUUUCGUUGGCUGAAGUGGAUGCACCUCCAGAGGAUCUCGUCUUCCACAAAUUUUAUGUGAAUAAAAUGAAAACCUUUCAGAGCCAAAUAAGGCAGCUGAAGAAUUGUUUUGAUGUGGAUGAUGACGAUGAAGUUGUUGGUGAUGAUGAGAGCGAUAAUGAAGAGAUUGAUAAUAUGCUAGACCCUGCCGAUCUGUCUCUUGUAGCAGAAAAUGAAUAGGACUCAUGAUUUGAACCAAGCUAUGAAUGAAGAUGACGAAGACUUGCUUCGCAAUGUUGACAUUGCAGAGGUGGAUGCCCCCUCAGAUACUGCGGAAGGGGAAGAUUUUGGCACCAUUAAUGACUGAGAGAUGAUGACAUUGCGGAUGCGGCUUAUGGUUUCGGUAAGCGAAAAAAGAAAACGGAAGUCUAAGGGGAAGUUAGGCGCAUCCCCGUUUGCAAGUCUUGAGGAUUACGAGCAUUUAUUAGAGCCUGAAAGGACUCCUUAACAAUGGUGGUUUAUGUGUACUGUUUAGAGCCUUCAAAUUCAAAUAUUCAAAAAUAAAAAAUAUUAGAGAGUAGAAUUUGCUGUAUAUUAGUGAUUUUUCUCACCCGCUUGGAAACUGAUGCUAAGUUACAAGCAAGGUCAUGCUUUUGGUCAGUAAAGCAGCAUAUGACCGAUUUGGUCGCAA
Messenger RNA from Populus trichocarpa (black cottonwood), 5124 nucleotides. RefSeq names its product putative pentatricopeptide repeat-containing protein At3g18840. The transcript has 2 exons. Gene Ontology annotation, molecular function: protein binding; RNA binding. Gene Ontology annotation, biological process: RNA modification. The record is from RefSeq and is a predicted model, not a curated record. Bases 1501 to 3534 code for a protein of 677 amino acids. Lineage: Eukaryota; Viridiplantae; Streptophyta; Magnoliopsida; Malpighiales; Salicaceae.